CACCUGGUUCACAUUAGCUUGAUUGACUCUCUGUCCUUUAAAGAGGGCUGGAGAUUCAGGUCUGGUGAUCUCUCUCAAUCCUCACAUCCAGAAAAGUUCACGAUGAUGCAUGCAGCCGUGGGUCUCUGGUUCCUAUCAGCGGUGAUCUACGUGGGCAGAGGUCAUCACUAUUUUGUUCACGGCAACGUCAAGACAGUCCAAGACGCUGUAGUUGACGACAGCACAGACAGCAUCUCCCUGGUGAACAACGCAAACAAAGGGUUUUCCUUCCGACUCUACAGGAAGUUAGCAGCUGAUGCUGACUCACGGGGACAGAAUAUCAUCUUCUCCCCGUUUUGUGUGUCGACCGCCUUGGCUGCGUUGUCCGUGGGAGCGCAGGGGCAAACUUACCGUCAGCUUUUCAGUGGUCUGGGCUUCAAAAGCUCCCUCCUGACUCAGACAGAUGUGGACCAGGCCUUCCAGAGGUUCCUCCAGAGGGCCAACAACACAUCUCAGGAGGACUCCAGUGAAUGGACCGCCAUGUUUGUGGCCAACCGCUUCAAGCCAAAACCAAAGUUCCUGCAGACCCUGAAGCAGUCGUACUUCACAGAUGGGUUCAAUGUGGACUUCACCAAAGCCACAGAAAGUGCUGAUACCAUCAAUAAGUACGUGGAGGAGAAGACCAACGGGAAGAUUGACAAGCUGGUGGAAAACCUGGAUCCAAACACAGUCAUGUAUCUCAUCAGCUACAUCUACUACAGAGGAAAGUGGGCGACUCCGUUUGACCCUGAGCUCACUGAGCAGGACGACUUCAACGUGGACGAGAACACCAAGGUUCCAGUCCUCAUGAUGAAUCUGGAGUAUAGUUUCUACACCUAUCAUGAUGACAAGCUGAAGACAACAGUCCUUCAGCUCCUCUUCAACAGCUCCUACUCCAUGCUGCUGAUGUUGCCGGACGUCAUGGCAACACUGGAGAAGGCAAUCUGCCCGAACCUCGUCACCAAAUGGUUGAAGGCUAUGAGACCCAGGAGAUAUAAUUUAUAUAUUCCAAAGUUCUCCAUCAAGACUUCAUACAACCUGAACGAUGUGCUGUCAGAAAUGGGAAUGACGGGCAUGUUUCAUGGUGGUGCAAAUUUGAGAGGCAUUUCCGAAAGGCAAGGACUGGCAGUCUCAAAUGUUGUGCACCAAGCUACGCUGGACGUGGACGAGACCGGAGCCGAAGCUUCAGCCGCCACAGGCCUCGGCUUCGAAAGGUUGGCGGUCAUCCAGGUCUCUGUGUUGAAGUUCAAUCGUCCAUUCAUGGUCAUCAUUGAACGCAACACAAAGGAAAUCUUCUUCUUGGGAAGGAUUAUCAACCCAACCAUCUGAUGGAUCAUCACUUUGUUUGCAUGAGCACAGCUGUUGCUAUUUUUAUAUAAAGGAGUCAGGAAGAA
Perca flavescens (yellow perch) is the source of this 1412-nucleotide messenger RNA. RefSeq names its product serpin A3-1-like. NCBI's taxonomy places the organism in Eukaryota, Metazoa, Chordata, Actinopteri, Perciformes, Percidae. Gene Ontology annotation, molecular function: serine-type endopeptidase inhibitor activity. Bases 103 to 1347 code for a protein of 414 amino acids. The transcript has 6 exons. The record is from RefSeq and is a predicted model, not a curated record.